Molecule: messenger RNA, 3479 nt
Organism: Bactrocera latifrons
Lineage: Eukaryota; Metazoa; Arthropoda; Insecta; Diptera; Tephritidae
Product: inactive dipeptidyl peptidase 10
Exons: 13
Coding region: 609-3179 (856 amino acids)
Biological process (GO): proteolysis
Molecular function (GO): serine-type peptidase activity; dipeptidyl-peptidase activity
Source: RefSeq, a predicted model, not a curated record
ACACAUACAGGCGCGCGAGCGUGAGUCCGAUUUCCUGCGCGUUUCUGUGUGUACGCGCGUUGUGUGUACGUUGCGGUACGCGUGUGUGUGUAACGGUGAUUCAACUGUGAAGCGUGACAACGAAUAUGAUUAAAAUUACACGUAAGCGGUUAAAGGCAACGCAAACGUACGUAACGAGUUGAAUUGAGUCGAGUAGAGAGUGAGUCAAAUUGCACGGUAUUGCAAGCGGCACACGGCACACGGCAAGUGUUAGCAACAGUGGUGCACAAAGAAACUGUUAUAAGGCAGCAGAUUAUAGUGUCAACGUUAAGGAUACCCUAGUUCUUCUAUGAUAGCGCUUAACAAACAACAAAGUGAACUUCCACUUCCCUUUUCACCUUUCGAUGUCCACAAAAACUACGAAGAGGAGUACACAUAAAUGAUGCCCUGGAUAAAUAAAUUGAAGAUAAUCACUAUCAAAAAUCAACUAAGUAAAAAGUGCUUCUCAGCUUUGGUGCUUCCUUCCACAACGUUGUCUUCGAAAUUACAACUUCCGCUGGCAAUGCAAUUACGAGUAUUUUACUGCUGUUGAAUUGAAAGCUUCCUGCCAAUCUUAGAGAUAAAUUGCAAUGCAUGCUAAUGUCACAUCAGAUCGUGGUGGUGGCGGCGGUUCAUGGCGUCUGCCACCUGAUGAAACACUACAAGUACAAGAUCCUAAACAGAAGAAUGAUGAUUUAGAUUUGGAUGAAGGUCACAACUGGCGUAGUAUCAUAUUUUCACUGUUAGUUAUUAGUUUUGUAAUAGCCGGAAUUAUAACCGCAAUAUAUCUAUUAGGUUAUGUUGAUGAAUUGCUCUAUUGGUCGGGUCGUCGCAUGAUACUCGACGAGUACCUGCAAGGCGAUUUGACGCCCACACGUCUACAACCGGCUUGGGUUACGACGCGUAAGUAUGUCUUCCAGUCGGACGACGGCGGACUGGCCAUAUUGGAUACGACCAGCAAUUCGGUUAGCACGCUCGUUACGAAUCACACGCUGCGUCAGCUAAAUGUACGCGGUUAUCAGUGCUCACACGAUCUGCGAUAUGUUCUAUUUAGACAUAAUGUUAAGAAGAUUUUUCAAAAAUCCUUUACCGCAUUUUAUACAAUUUACGACGUUGAAAACGAUCACCAUAUGCCUGUGAAACUAAAAGAUUCACCGAAAGUGCAGCGUACGCGUCUACAAUAUGCCGCUUGGCUAGGCAACACUACCUCGUUGAUCAUCGUUGCCGACAACGAUAUUUAUCUACGACAAUCACCCACUGACGAGGAGGACAUCCGAAUCACAAAUACAGGGUAUGAAAAUUUCAUUUACAAUGGCGUACCAGAUUGGCUCUAUCAGGAGGAAAUUUUCGAAAAACCCGAAGCGAUAUGGGCAUCUCAAGACGGUACACACUUUAUGUAUGCCUCCUUCAAUGACAGCAAAGUGAAUAUGAUGACAUACCCGUGGUUGGCGUCAGGCAGUAUUAUCGCUGGUAGCAGUAUGUCACCGGAAACCUCAUUUCCUGAAACCAGAAAUGUGCGCUAUCCCAUACCCGGCUCCCCGAAUCCCGAGGUCACACUUUGGGUAGUAGAUGCUAGUAAUUUAACCGACAUACAAUAUUUUAUUUUGAAACCGCCCCCUUCCUUGGAUGACCAAGAAUUUUAUAUAACAUCGGCUGGUUGGAUCUCAGAACUAAAUCAUCAAGUUUCUGUUGUCUACAUGACACGCUCUCAAAAUUAUAGUAUAAUCACCACUUGUUUAGCGGAUACAAAUUGGACUUGUGUCGAGAUACACUCCGAGCGUGCUCCCGAAGAUGAGUGGCUCGAUAUACUUCCGCAUCCAGUUUUCGCGCCCGACGGCAAUAGUUUUUUAAUAUUGGCGAGUAUACAAGAAUUCGGUAAUGAGCAUUUCACACACAUCAAACACGUCACAAUGACACAACAACGUAUUGCCGUCAUAUCACAUGGCCGCUAUGAAGUGUUAAAAAUCCUUUGCUGGGACACUGUCAAUCAUUUAGUGUAUUAUCUGGGUACACAAGACAAAAAACCCGGCCAGCGGCAUUUAUACAUGGUGAAAGAUCCGGUCAACGAUGAGAGUAGAAAAACUGAGCCACAGUGUAUUACCUGCGAUUUAGGUGAAGCGCUUUGGAGCAGCCGUUACUACUAUGUGAAUUGUUCUCAUUUCGAUGCCUUCAUGACACCAGUGUCUUCCAUAGCAACUCAAUAUGGUAUCGAAUUUUACAUAUUGGAAUGUCAGGGGCCCGGCCUGCCGGUAUCCGGUGUGCAUAUGCAGAAAUCGCAUAGUUUGGUGAAAAUACUUUAUGACACCCGUCCGUUCUUUACGGAGCGUCUACAAAAGUUGGCGCUACCGACACAACGUUCAUUCGAGAUACCAUUGCCACAUGGGAGUCGGGCACAAGUGCAAUUACUUCUACCGCCUAGUUGGCGUGAAGAGCUUAGGGAUGCCGCCUUUCCUGUGGUGGUCGAAGUCAAUGGCCGCCCAGGUUCCGAGUCUGUUUCGGAGAAAUUUCAAAUCGACUGGGGCACCUAUAUGUCAUCACGUAACGAUGUCAUUUACAUACGCUUAGAUGUUCGUGGCGCGAAGGGCCAAAGUAAAAAGCAACUGUACCGACACUUAGGCGGCGUCGAAGUACAAGAUCAGAUUUCUGUUUUAAGAUAUCUUUUGGAUACAAUUAGUUUUUUAGAUGAAACACGUGUGGGUAUUUGGGGUUGGGGCUACGGAGGUUACGUAACUUCAAUGGUGCUCGGCACACAACAGGAUGUGUAUAAAUGUGGCAUAGCCAUAUCGCCAAUCGCCGACUGGCUCUACUACAAUUCCGCUUUCACAGAACGCAUAUUAGGCCUGCCGGCGGAGAACUACAAAGGCUAUGUCGAAGCCGAUGCAACGCAGCGUGCGCGUCUCAUCAAAUCACACUCAUUCUUCCUAAUACACGGCUUAGCCGAUUCAACUGCACCCUACAUACACGGCAUACAGUUGGCCAAAUCGCUAACGGACGCCAACAUCUUGUACAGAUAUCAGACAUACGCGGACGAAGGUCACGAGCUGUCCGGAGUGCUCGAACAUGUAUAUCUCUCAAUGGAGCACUACUUUGCCGAUUGCUUAAGUUUAGAUCCGGACGAUACGAAACCCGAUCUGGAUCAGAAAAUAGUGCCAGCUGAGUAGAGAGCGAGAGCUAGAGUGAUAUAAAGAGAGAUGUAAAGAGAGAGAGAGAUGAAGGCGGAGAGCGUGCAGCUUCCAAACUGCAACACAAGCAAAAGAUAUUAAAACUAGUAACUAAGCGCGAUUUAGUGAUUUAAAGAAUAAUUAAUUCUAGGCAAAUAUUACAAUUAAGCACAAGUGCAUUAAGAAAGAGAUACAAAGUGAACUGUAAAAUGGUCUAGCAUAAAUAAGCAAAGCAGCAAGGCAACAAGCAGUAGACAUCAAACAUACAUACAUACAUAUACAAGCAUAAGAUUAGGAAAA